AGCGGCGCUCCACCUGGGUGCCUCCUGCAGUCCCUUACCUGCGAAGGGAGCGCUGAUCAUGGCUCCUUGGCCGGAGUUGGAAAAUGCCCAGCCCAACCCCAAUAAAUUCAUUGAAGGGGCCUCAGGUCAGUCGAGCACGCAAGCCAAAGACAAGGAGACUACCAAAAGUGAUAGCGGGACUUCUGUAGCCAAGAUUGAACUUCUACCAUCCUAUUCUACUGUGGUUCUGAUAGAGGAGCCCUCUGGAGGGAACGAUCCCUGGGACCUGCCUGAACUCCGGGACAAUGGGAUCAAAUGGUCUGAGAGAGACACCAAAGGGAAGAUCCUCUGCAUUUUCCAGGGGAUUGGGAAAUUCAUCCUUCUCCUGUGCUUUCUCUACUUGUUUGUGUGCUCCUUGGAUGUACUCAGCAGUGCCUUCCAGUUGGUUGGAGGAAAAAUGGCCGGGCAGUUCUUCAGCAACAACUCCAUCAUGUCUAAUCCUGUGGCUGGACUGGUGAUAGGGGUGCUGGUGACAGUCAUGGUGCAAAGCUCCAGCACAUCCUCGUCCAUCAUUGUCAGCAUGGUUGCCUCCUCAUUGUUGACCGUGCGGGCCGCCAUCCCCAUCAUCAUGGGCGCUAACAUUGGAACCUCCAUCACCAAUACUAUCGUGGCCCUGAUGCAGGCGGGAGACCGGAACGAGUUCAGAAGGGCAUUUGCGGGGGCCACUGUCCAUGACUUCUUCAACUGGCUCUCUGUGUUGGUGCUGUUGCCUCUGGAGGCUGCCACCCACUACCUGGAGAUCCUGACCAACCUCGUGGUGGAGACCUUCAAGUUCCAGAAUGGAGAAGAUGCCCCAGACAUUCUGAAAGUCAUUACAGACCCCUUCACAAAGCUCAUCAUCCAGCUGGACAAGAAGGUCAUCCAACAAAUCGCAAUGAACGACCCAACAGCCCAUAACAAGAGCCUGGUCAAGAUCUGGUGUAAAACUAUAACCAAUGUGACUCAGGUGAAUGUCACCGUACCCUCGCCUGAUAACUGCACCUCAACUUCACAUUGCUGGACCAAUGGCGUAGAGACCUGGACUAUCCAGAAUGUGACCCAAAAGGAAAACAUCGCUAAAUGCCAGCACAUCUUUGUGAACUUUGACCUCCCAGACCUGGCUGUGGGCAUCAUCCUGCUCACCGUCUCCCUGCUGUUCCUCUGCGGCUGUCUGAUCAUGAUAGUCAAGCUCUUGGGUUCUGUUCUCAAGGGACAAGUUGCUUCUGUCAUCAAGAAGACCCUUAAUACUGAUUUCCCCUUCCCCUUUGCAUGGUUGACCGGUUACCUGGCCAUCCUCGUUGGGGCAGGCAUGACCUUCAUAGUGCAAAGCAGCUCCGUGUUCACCUCUGCCAUGACGCCGCUCAUCGGCAUUGGGGUGAUCUCCAUUGAGAGGGCAUAUCCGCUCACGCUGGGCUCCAACAUCGGCACCACCACCACUGCCAUCCUGGCUGCCUUAGCCAGCCCAGGCAACACUCUGAGGAGUUCCCUCCAGAUUGCCCUGUGCCACUUUUUCUUCAACAUCUCCGGAAUCUUGCUGUGGUACCCAAUCCCAUUCACCAGACUGCCCAUCCGUCUGGCCAAAGGCCUGGGCAACAUCUCCGCCAAGUAUCGCUGGUUUGCGGUCUUCUAUCUCAUCUUUUUCUUCUUCCUGACCCCGCUGACCGUGUUCGGCCUGUCUCUGGCAGGAUGGCCAGUGCUGGUGGGCGUGGGCGUGCCCAUCAUUCUAGUGGUGCUCCUGAUUGUCUGCCUCCGGAUGCUGCAGUCCAGGUGCCCUCAGAUCCUGCCCCUGAAGCUCCGCGACUGGAACUUCCUGCCCUUGUGGAUGCACUCUCUGAAGCCCUGGGACAACGUCAUCUCCCUGGCCACCACCUGCUUCCAGAGACGCUGCUGCUGCUGCUGCCGCGUGUGCUGCCGCGUGUGCUGCCUGGUGUGUGGCUGCAAGUGCUGCCGCUGUAGCAAGUGCUGUAGAGACAUGGAGGAGCGGGGAGGGGAGCAGGAUAUCCCAGUCAAGGCCUCUGGGGCCUUUGACAAUGUAGCUAUGACCAAAGAGUUCCAAGAUGAGGGCAAGGGUCAAGUGGAAGCCCUGGACAUGAAGGCCAUGUCCAACACCACUGUGUUCUAGGGGGCAGGGCUCACAGGAGUCAGGGGAGGUGGGGCUGAGGCCCAUUGGAACCCCCCCCACAUGUCUCCUACCACCUCACUAGGAUUCCUGAUGAACGAACAGAGUUUCAUCCACUCUAGCAGAGUAUCAUACCGUUCUAUAGGUGAAUUGGCCUUACCUUGACCCCUGCUUCCCAAGCGCCUUCCCUCUCAAAAGACAGAGGACACAGAGAUUUAGGCUGUGAACAUGGCCUCACAGGUGACCGCAUCCGGUUCUGGCUAGGCCUUCAAGGACCAUCCUCACCCAAUGGACGAGUGUUAAGGGAGGCAUUAGGGAAGGCUCUGGAAAGGUUCUAUGUAAGAGUAUUUGUAAAUAUAUGUACAAAACAGUCCUUUCUUGGCUGUAUAACCUCAGCCACAUCUCUCUUUUAUCAAAGCCCACUGCUCUCUACCCAGUAGCCCCUCCUAAGCAUCCCUGCCCCAGGGCAGCCAGUUCAGACAAAACGCGGUGAUUGUUUGGAGCCCAUAGUCAGUAGCCUGUCUAGUCUACAUCACAGAACAUGGUCCUCAUCAGGGCUUCAGCUGGAGGGUUAUGUCUGGUCCAAGCAGUGGAUCACAGUGUCCUCUUCUUCAGCCCUCCGGGACUGGGUUACAUCUGGCUUAGGGUUCAUGACAUGUUUGGCUCACCCACUUGUUUAUUUGCCUAGGGACUAAUCUAGAAUGUGGGGCCUUGUGGUUACAGGGUAGGUACUAGCACCCUCUUGGUCAGAGAGCAGUAUUCCUGAUGGGACUCGUGUAAGACCAGUCUCUUAGGCCCUCUCCACUGGUACCAUCUGGAAUCAUCUUCUUGUAGAGGGUGUGUUCAUCCUGUUUUGUGCAAGGAGACUCUCUGGGCUAGGUUUUAGUGGUCUGUUCCAUCCAUCCACUCACCCUCCCGCUCAUGUAUUCAGUGGGAUCCUUCCAAAUACAUUCCAUAGAUGAGCUUUGACCUGCCUCCUUGCAUUCAAAGCUUGCAUACAAAGCUCCAAGGGGAUUCUCAGGAGGAAGGAGGUGGGAAAUGGCUAGAUGUGCUCAGAUUCAAGUUGGGUUUGUGGAUGGCUUGAUGAGAAUCCUAGCCACACUGGAUCUUACCUGUGCCUUUUAGGCCCCUCCCCCUCCCCUUGUAAUCCCCACUACCGCUGUCCCCCCUCAGCUUGAUUCAGGACAGGGAGUGAGGCUCCAUAAGACUUUGCCCUCCAUUUUCUCCUAACACACCCAUCACUGUCUGAACAGGCUGAGAUUCCAAACUGAGCCCCUCUGUAGAUAAAAGUUCCCAGAGAGCCACUUACGUGGCAUAUUUAUAGCUAUAUGUCUGUACAGAAUCCUUCAUAAGUUAUAUAGUAAAUAGUGAUUUGUUUUAUAGUGUCUCAUUUGGAAAUGAGGCAGGGUUCUUUUAUGUACUGUGAAGAACAGAAAGAGCACCUUUGUAUAUUUUGUAAUACUGCCUUUAAACACGACUCUGAGGCCACGCCACCCCUCCCCCUGUAAAUAUGUAAGUUACACCCCAGAGGUGGCUUUGCACUCUUUUUUUUUAAUGGGAUCUUUGUACCUAUGUUAAUUUGUAUUUUUUUUAACCAAUUGAGGGAAGGGAGAAAUAAAAGAAUCAAAUCCCCAAAAAA
Molecule: messenger RNA, 3776 nt
Organism: Meriones unguiculatus (Mongolian gerbil)
Lineage: Eukaryota; Metazoa; Chordata; Mammalia; Rodentia; Muridae
Gene: Slc34a2
Product: solute carrier family 34 member 2
Exons: 13
Coding region: 59-2140 (693 amino acids)
Biological process (GO): sodium-dependent phosphate transport; intracellular phosphate ion homeostasis
Cellular component (GO): brush border; apical plasma membrane; vesicle
Molecular function (GO): sodium:phosphate symporter activity
Source: RefSeq, a predicted model, not a curated record